Molecule: messenger RNA, 3832 nt
Organism: Mustela lutreola (European mink)
Lineage: Eukaryota; Metazoa; Chordata; Mammalia; Carnivora; Mustelidae
Product: general transcription factor II-I repeat domain-containing protein 2B
Exons: 12
Coding region: 240-1115 (291 amino acids)
Cellular component (GO): nucleus
Source: RefSeq, a predicted model, not a curated record
CGGCGGCUCCCGCUGGGGGCGCUGCGACCGCGCGAGCCGAGGCCGCCUUCCAGGAAGCCAAAAAAAAAAAAGAAAAAAACAGGAGGAAAGAAAGAAAAAACGAGGGGGAGGGAGCGAGAGGAGGGAGAGCGGCGGAGAGCCGGGCCGGGCCGCCGCCCGCACGCCGCGCCGCCCGCCCCGCCGCCCAGCCCUGGACCCCGCGGCCGCCCGGCGCUGCCUCCGGCGGGCACUCAGGGAUCAUGGCCCAAGUGGAAGUGUCUGCUCUGCCCAUGGAAAAUGAGGAGUCCUCAGAGAGCAGGAUGGUGGUGACGUUCCUCGUGUCUGCUCUGGAGUCCAUGUGUAAAGAACUGGCCAAGUCCAAGGCGGAAGUGGCCUGCAUCGCCAUGUAUGAGACGGACGUGUUUGUCGUCGGAACCGAGAGAGGACGCGCUUUUGUCAACGCCAGGACCGAUUUACAGAAGGAUUUUGCAAAAUACUGCAUUGCCCAAGAAACGCAGGAGGCCAAGCCCCCGGGCCCUGCAAACGGGAUGCCGAUGGAUUCAGGAGAAACGGAAAUACUCAGAAAAGCAGUUGAGGACUAUUUCUGCUUUUGUUACGGGAAAGCCUUGGGGACGACAGCAAUGGUCCCUGUUCCGUACGAGAAGAUGCUGCGAGACCCCGGGGCCGUGGCCGUGCAGGGCCUUCCAGAAGGAGUCGCCUUUCAACCCCCUGAGAACUAUGGUCUCGCCACCCUGAAAUGGAUCUUGGAGAACAAAGCGGGGAUUUCAUUCAUCAUAAACAGACCUUUCCUAGGUCCAGUGAGUCAGCUAGGUGGGCCUGUGGUGGCCACAGACGCUGAGAGGUCGGCGACAUCGCCAAGCGAAAGCUGCGGCCCCGUCAGUGUGAAAACGGAGCCCAUGGAAGAUUCCGGCUCCGCGGUGAAGCCGGCGACUGUGUCCGUCAAGAAGGAAUCGGAAGAUCCUAAUUACUAUUGCUACAACACGCAAGAAAGCCAGCAUCCUUGUGCCAGCGACGAAGUAACAGAAAUGGAGUUACCCAUGGAAGAUUCCACUCCGCGUGCCCCUUCAGAAAUGAGCGAGGACCCCAAAGCCGAGGUGAAAAUUGAAGCACGCUGACCCCGUUUCAGAGGGAAGAUCCCUCCCAUCGCUGUUUAUAAGAGAGAACAAGAGCGAGCAGCCCAGGUGCCCCGCGGUUACAAGAGGGCUGUGGCCGUCGCUGGGAAAACUGCCCACGUGCAUUCAGAGGGAAACAACGCCGUGUGGCUCGAGACAAGUUACAAACAAAACGGAGGGACACCCAAGCCAUAAUUUCUCAUAGGAUCAGGGCUCAGUCGGUUAACCGUCCGAUUCUGGAUUCCAGUUCCGGUCGUGAUCUCAGGGUCCUGGAAUCAGGCCCGUGUCAGGCGGCACACUCAGCAUGGGGUCCGCUUGGGACUCUGUCUCUUCCUCUCCCUCUCUCCCUCCGCCCUACUCCCUGCUGAUCAAUCAAUCAAUCAAUCAAAUCUUUAAAAAUAGUAAUAAUUUAUACUGCGAUCUCAGUUUUAUUUCAAAAGAAGAAAUUUUAUGUAGAAAGAAAAAAGUAGAAGAUAAUACCAAAAACCAAAAAACCCAUAGCGACCAGUGUUGGAAUUGUGUGUGAUUUUACUUUUCUUCAUUUUGCCUUUCACCGUUUCCCUCACUGUCCCCAGGAGGCGUAGGUUAAUUACGUAUGAGGGGGAAAUUCAGACACUGACGGGUUCUGUGUGAAGGGGCCGCUUCUCCGCGGGGUGUUAGCUCUGACGGUUUUACUGGAAGUCAUGCGGUGAUGCCGUCAGGGUAACCAGACGCAGAGGAGACGCCCCCUGUCCAGAGGUGACGUCCCUGACCUGUAGCCAGGAGGGAGGCAUGGAUGGAUUUUCCCUCCGUGGGGAUGGGUUUGUGCUAAGUCUGCCGUACCUGAAGUCAGUGGGGCCUGGUGGGUUUCCAGAUAAAACGUGAUGUUUAGGGGUGCCGGGGUGGCUCAGUGGGUUAAGCCUCUGCCUUCAGCUUGGGUCAUGAUCUCAGGGUCCUGGGAUUGAGCCCCACAUCGGGCUCUCUGUUCAGCAGGGAGCCUGCUUCCUCCUCUCUAUCUGCCUCUCUGCCUACUUGUGAUCUCUCUCUCUUUCAAAUAAAUAAAUAAAUAAAAAUCUUUUUUUAAAAAAUUAAAAUUUAAAAAAAAGAAAGGGAUAUUUACACGGCCCAGUCUCAGGCCACCAUAAGGCCUUACUGUGGCGUCUGCGACCUCCGUUCUGAGCCACACAAUGAGGUGGUGUUCCCUUGAAAUCCCACGAAAGGAAACCCUUAAAAUACUUUCAAUUUCUUUUUAUUGACGUGAAACGAACAUGACAUGAAAUUAACCGUUUUAAUGUGAGCGAUUCAGUAGCUUUUGUACAUUCACGGUGCUGGGCGACCACCUCUAUGUAGCUUCAAAGCAUUUUCAUGUCAGAGGCAAACCCCAAACUCAUUACGAGUCGCUCCCCCGCUUCCUCCCUCAGCCCCUCGCAUCCGCCAGGCUACUCUCUGUCUCCGUGGCUUUACCGUUUCAACCUGUUUCAUACCGGUGGGAUUGUACAGUGGGUGCCCUCGGGGGUCUGACUUCUUGCAUUUAAAUCUCCAGGGGCAGGUGCCUGGGUGGCUCCGUGGGUUAAGCCGCUGCCUUCAGCCCGGGUCAUGAUCUCAGGAUCCUGGGAUCGAGCCCCGCAUCGGGCUCUCUGCUCAGCAGGGAGCCUGCCUCCCCCCGCCUCUCUCUCUGUGCCGGCCUUUGCCUACUUGUGAUCUGUCAAGUAAAUAAAUAAAAUCUUUUUUAAAAAAAUAAUAAAUAAAUAAAUCUCCAGGGGCGCCUGGGUGGCUCAGUCGGUUAAGCGCCCAACUCUUGAUUUUGGCUCCAGUCAUGAUCUCAGGGUCGUCAGAUGGAGGCCUGUGCCGGGCUCUGCGCUGGGCGUGGAACCUGCUUCGCCGCUCCCCGCCCCACUCAUGUGCACUCACGCUGUCUCUCAAAAAAGUUAGAAAUAAUAACUUAAUCAAAUAAAAUAGAUUCUCCAAAGUUCAUCCACAUGGCAGAAAAUGACAAAACUUCCUUUCAAGGUUGGAUCAUAUUCCACCGUGUGCAUAAAUCACGGGUUAUCCGUUCUUCCAUAGAUUAACGCUUAGGUUGUUACCUCAAAGUACUUUUAUGAAUAUAAUGGAGUGCAACAUACGGAGUUGUCGAAUCGCUGUGUUGUACACCUGAAACCAACGCAACGUUGUGUGUGAACUCUACUUGAAUUAAACGAGGAAACAGUAUAAAAAAUCCCAUGUUAGAAUCCAAGUCCGGCGGUGAUUUGAACACAGGUUGAUGGAAACGUUCUCCAAGAGGGCCUCCCUGCUGUGCUACUCUCUUGUGGGACAUGACGCUCGUGCAGGGACUACAAGUCCAAUCACCUUUUUGGUCUGGAGAGCAGUUUUCUAAAGGAUUGGCUAUAAGUUAUUCGGUAGAUAAUGACCACCUAGCAAAGGACCUUGGCAUGGGGAAGCCCAUGUGUAGGUGUGCGCUUGUCCUGCGUCAGACGGCGGUUAUUACGAUGACUUAUAGAAUGUGGAGCCAGAGGAGCACUUUCGUAUUUUAUUUUUUAAAAGAUUUAUUUAUUUAUUUUAGAGAGAGAAAGUGCAUGCAGGGCAGAGGGGCUGGGAAGAUGGAGAGCGUCUUAGACACAGAGCAUGGAGCCCGACUGCCUACAGCCCAUGUUCUCUGAAGCUUUAGAAGUUGAGCCUGCGCUUCUGAUCAGAGCGGCACGUGGACGUUUUUAGAAGAGAGUUAACCUAAUUUUCUUCAAGUC